ACAAAUUCUCGAUAAUUCAUUCAUGAGGCUCUAUUCAUUCAAAGGCAUUGGCAUUGGAUUCAGAAUGGUGGACAAGUUGAUUAGAUCACUUUUGGCUUUUUCGAUUAUCCAACCCGUCGUUUGGUCAACGGUUUCGAUAACGAAUGGUCUUGGCUGGGGCAAGAGCAUCUUCGCGAGUGAAGAAUGCAGAGAAGAACGACAACCGGUGGUGGAGUCUUACCGCCACGAUGGAAUGCAGUAUCUAUUUUUCUCGCAACGUGUCACAUGGGAGGAAGCCAGAAUGCUCUGCCGAAGCUAUAACUCUCGAUUGGCACUCCUCGAUACGAUGGAGAAGGCAUUGGGUGUGGCACGAUCGAUAGCUGAAUCCAACAUAGUUAUGGAGGACACUUGGCUCGGAGGAAGGAGAAUCGACUUCGUGUGGUACUGGAUUGAUAAGGAAACUGGUCCGUGGAGGAAUGAAAUUUCCAUGGAGCCUAAUGUCGAGGAUUACCCGCCGUGGAGUCGAGAGCCAAUUAGACCGACUAAAGAGUGUCUUGGUAUUGAUCGAAGCUCACACGAACAUCCAAAUUUCAUUGAUAUGGAUUGCAGACUUCAGAGGCCCUUCAUCUGCGAGAAAAACGCAGGAGAGAUUAUCAGCAGUCCCGUUCCAUCAAAAUGGAUUCAGAUCAAUCGGAAUACUUAUGUUUUGUAUCAUGGAAGGGUGACUUGGCCUGAAGCGGCAACAUUUUGCAGGACCAAGGGGGCACGACUUGCCAUCCUCAAAAAUUCUAUGAUCAUUAAUAUUCUCACGAAUAGCAUGACGAAGACUAGGCCAGACUUUGAAUCAGUUUGGAUUGGUGCUUAUCAUUCGUACGGCCAAUGGGUUUGGAUGGCGACGGGAUCAGUUCUCAAUUCCCUGACUGAUGAAGGUGGCUAUCCGCCUUGGAGAUUCGGUCGUCCGGAGAAGAACAACGGAUGCUUAUUACUGGACAGACACAUUGAAGACAACUCCACAUUUGUGGAAGCUGCUUGUGACCGCAAGAGAGACUUCAUCUGCGAAGAAUAUUCAGAUGAUGAAGAAGGCGAUUGGAUGGACGAACCCGCCAAGUUCUCAUACGAGAACAACUCGUACAUUAUCUAUCCAAUUUACAAAACGUGGAUGGAGAGUAGAGAUUUUUGCAAUGAAAGAGGAAGUGUUCUGGCUUAUGUGGAGCAUAUAGACAUUGUCAGUCUGAUUAUUGAAGCAAUGGGGGAUCAUCCGAGAGAAAUUGCCCAUGUGUGGUUGGGGGGAAAAUAUAACAUGACAUUGGACGAGUGGCGGUGGAUAGGAACCGGUGGAAAAAUUCUCCGAGAAAAAGACAAUUCCGGUUUUCCUCCCUGGACUCAUAUUGAUGGAGAAAUCGAAACAGAUUUAGACAGCACCAUUUGUCUAAAUUUGGACAGAACUGACCACGUCAAGCCUCACUUCUACGGACUUGACUGCAGCAGCAAGCAAUCCUUUGUUUGCAAAAUAACAUGCGACAUACCCCCACCGAUAGAGGAUGGCAAGUGGACCUGCAGUGAAGUUAUCGACGGUCGACAAUGUCUCUUGGACUGCGACAAUGGUCUGAUCAUGACAGGAAUUAAGAAUGUUACCUGCACGUUUCAAAACGGCUGGACAUCUGGAAAUAAUCCGAUGGAAUUUCCACUGUGUCUGCAACCAAAAGCGUUCGCCACAAGAAUGAUAAGAUCUCUAAGUCAAGACAUCCAAAAGAGCUCUGGAUAUUAUCUCCUGUUGGAUCAUUCAUCAUCCGGAUUGAAGCCUAUUCUCAUGGAAUUCAUUGAACGCAUCGUUACCUCAUUUCCAGCCUCAAGGAAUUUGAAGUUUGGAAUGACAACAUACCUGACCAAUCCUCCAACUCAUUUGCCAUUCAAUCAGACAGACAAGUGCGCAGUGAUUUCAGCAAUUCGAUCAUUGCAAAACAAUGCGCUUGACACUAAACCCGCAGCUGUAAACAUCAGUACAAUUCAAAAAGACAUUUCGAUUUACAACGGCCGCAGAAUAUCGAUAAUUGCGGUAAUGGAUUCAAAGCGUGGAGCUGCUUACGCAGAUGCUCUCAUGCAAUUUAAAGCAGUGGGGCAUCACAUUAUUGUUGUUGCACUCAGGGAGGACGCUGAGGCACUCCUACCUUUAGCAACCAUUGGUUUCGAUAGGAGAAUUAAUUUGUUUUUGUUCGAAGAGGCUGAACUAGCAGCUGUCGCAAACGAGAUCAAGAGGCACGAGAGAAAACGAUCUAGAUGCUCGGACAAUACUAAAACUGACUCAACGACAGUGGGAAUCAACAUUCCUACAGUCGAAUACCACGGAAUUACCGAAACGAAUCGAUACGAUACGAUUCCAUCAGAAUCAAAGGAGGAAUCCUCAUCACUCGCCCCUAAUCUAAAAACCGAGGAGCCAGAAGACGAUACCUGGAAGUUGGUACCUCAUAAUCCCUUGACAGAGUCAACAGCGAAACGUGAAACUGAGUUCGAUGAGGAAGAAGAGUCCUAACUCUCUCAAUGAUUAUUUUCUUUGGCACUUUAUUAACGUAACAAAGUACGAAGCUAUGUACAAUAAUCUUAGAGUAAUAUGGCGUGUCAAAUUGCAAAUCUUAAACAAUAAAAAAUGCCGCAAAGAGAAUGACACGUCGAGGUUUGUAUGGUGAGGUGUGAGAG
Messenger RNA from Fopius arisanus, 2673 nucleotides. RefSeq lists its product as uncharacterized. The coding region runs from base 23 to 2509 and encodes 828 amino acids. The record is from RefSeq and is a predicted model, not a curated record. Lineage: Eukaryota; Metazoa; Arthropoda; Insecta; Hymenoptera; Braconidae. The transcript is spliced from 10 exons.